Trypanosoma theileri is the source of this 747-nucleotide messenger RNA. RefSeq lists its product as uncharacterized. The annotation marks the transcript as partial. NCBI's taxonomy places the organism in Eukaryota, Euglenozoa, Kinetoplastea, Trypanosomatida, Trypanosomatidae. The record is from RefSeq and is a predicted model, not a curated record. The transcript has a single exon.
AUGAUGAUGCGCAACCUGUUCUGUGUUAUGCUUAUUGCACUGUAUUGUACUUGCAGUUUCGUGUUGGCUGCUGGUACUGAAACUGAAGCUGUUUUAACUCAACCUGAAGGUGUUGGUCCUGUACCUGGAAGUGUUGGUGCAGGAGUUGGAAGUGGUGGUGGUAGUGGAGGGAGUGGCCAUCCUGAUACUCCUCAAAGUAAAGGGCAAGAAACUUCAACUCAAGAAAUACCCAAAGGAGUGGCAAGUGAUCGAGAACCUACUGCUCAGGGUCUUCCAGAAACCCAAACAAUGGUCGGAGGUACACCAGAACUUCAACGUAAUACUGCACAGUCUCCUCCUACUCAACCUGCUACUGAACCUAUUCCUGGUGAAACAGGUGUUGCUGGUACUGGUGAUGGUGGUGUGAAGGGAAAUACCCGUACCGGUGAAGGAAGCAAUGGUACACCGAGAGGAGAAACUCAUUCUUCUUCUCCAGGAUCCAGUUCGAGUGGUGACAGCUCACCAACACCCAAUCAGAAUGAACAAAAUGCUCCAAGUGAGAAUACUACCACUGUACCUGCAUCUACACAAGAAGGUGCAGACUCACAAUCUUCUCCUACACCAUCUACUGAACCUCCUUCCGCAUCUUCACAGGCAAAUGAGGGGACACAAGCAUCUGAAACUGAAAAUGCUGAGAAUGACACUACACCUGCAGAGAGUGAAUCAACCACCACCACCACUACCACAACAACAACAACACUUCCUCCU